Camelina sativa (false flax) is the source of this 1207-nucleotide messenger RNA. The record is from RefSeq and is a predicted model, not a curated record. Lineage: Eukaryota; Viridiplantae; Streptophyta; Magnoliopsida; Brassicales; Brassicaceae.
UUUGGAUUCCUCUUAUCGUUUUGUUUUUACACGAAGACGAUACUCUCUUACUGGGGCUCGAUAGUGUAUCUCUCUCUUACUUUCUCUUCUCUCAUCAACGUCGCCGUUGAAAUCGUCUCGCUUGUUCCUGAUUGAUUCAGCUUCCUCUGUUCAUCAAGCUCCUUACUUUUAGCUCUCACUUGAGAUCUUUCAUCGGUUAAACAUCGGCGGCGGUGAUUGAUUUGAUUUCUCCUAAGCUUUCUGCUAAAGUGUCGAGUCUUUUAGUUGCAACCAGAUUCCAAUGGACGCUCCUACCGAACAACAACAACCGGCUCAGCUCAGCUCCGGAAACGACCGUGAAGCUUUCCGACAAACCUUGUGGAACACUCUCCUGCGGCGUUCUUUCUACCUCCCUUCUUUCAAGAUUUACGGUGGUGUCUCUGGUUUUUACGAUUAUGGUCCUCCUGGCUUCGCUCUUAAGAACAAUAUCCUCAAAUUUUGGCGUGAACACUUCGUCUAUGAGGAGCAUAUGCUGGAAAUUGAAUGCCCCAGUGUCACACCAGAGGCUGUUCUCAAGGCUUCAGGGCAUGUUGAUAAGUUCACUGAUCUUAUGGUUAAGGAUGACAAAACUGGAACCUGUUUCCGCGCUGACCACUUGCUCAGGGAUUAUUGCAACGACAAGCUCGAGAAAGAUCAUCUUACCAUCUCUGCUGAGCAAGCUUCUGAACUGAAGAAUGUUCUUGCUCUCUUGGAAGAUCUUUCAUGUCAAGAGCUUGGUUUGAAGAUUAAAGAGUAUGGGAUCACUGCUCCCCACACUAAGAAUCCUCUUUCUGAUCCUUACCCAUUCAACCUCAUGUUUCAAACAUCCAUUGGCCCAUCUGGUCAGAGUCCUGGUUACAUGCGUCCUGAAACGGCACAAGGCAUUUUUGUCAACUUCAGAGACUUGUAUUACUACAAUGGAAAGAAACUUCCCUUUGCCGCGGCUCAAGUCGGUCAAGCCUUCAGGAACGAGAUAUCUCCACGUCAAGGGCCUCUUAGAGUUCGUGAAUUCACUCUGGCAGAAAUUGAGCACUUUGUCGACCCUGAGAAUAAGUCACAUCCUAAAUUCUCUAAUGUAGCAGAAUUGGAAUUCCUUAUGUUUCCAAGAGAGGCCCAACUCUCUGGCCAAUCUGCUAAAAAAAUCUGCCUUGGGGAAGCUGUUGCCAAGGGAACUAUUAACAACGAAACU